Molecule: messenger RNA, 2008 nt
Organism: Phascolarctos cinereus (koala)
Lineage: Eukaryota; Metazoa; Chordata; Mammalia; Diprotodontia; Phascolarctidae
Gene: GSDMD
Product: gasdermin D
Biological process (GO): pyroptotic inflammatory response; defense response to bacterium
Molecular function (GO): phosphatidylinositol-4,5-bisphosphate binding; phosphatidylinositol-4-phosphate binding; phosphatidylserine binding
Source: RefSeq, a predicted model, not a curated record
UGACUCACCAUUGACCCCUUCUUGUCCCCUGAGCUAACAUCAGUAAUAAGUCUGGGCUAGCCGGAAUUGAAGACAGAAAACAGCGCUUCUCACGUUGGCGUCUCAUUUCUUCCUUUCCUGGAAAUGGAGCAAGGAAAAGGACCAUGAUGCUAGACGCCAAGUAGUUUCAGUUUUGGCUGAGGUGGAAAGCAGCUCACAAAAUCUCUCUUUGAAACAAAGCUCAGCCCUUAGGGAGGAGGAGACUUCUACCCCACCCCACAUGCACACAGCCAUCCCCAGAUAGGACAAGGCUGCCAAGGAGAGAGGAGAGAGCCUAAGUAGCUUCUGUCCCCUCUUCUCUCUUGCCCUUCCUAAGAGCCAUGGCCUCUGCAUUUGAGUGGGCUGCCAAGAAUGUGGUUCGAGAGCUGAGCAAAAAUGGGGAGUUGGUCCCUGUGGACAGCCUCAAGAGCUCCACUCACUUCAAUCCCUACUACCUGGUCCGGAAGAAGGCCAGGAGCUCCUUGUUUUGGAGGUCACAGUAUGUUUGGCUCAAUUUGACUCUCAAGGACAUUCUGGAUCCCAGCUCCCCAGAACCAGAAGUAACCCAGCAUGGACCAUUCCACUUUAAUGAUGAGGUGGAUGGGAUGAUGUCUGGCAGUGUGGAGGUGACCGCUUCUGUGCAGGGGAAGAUUUCAGGACACACCUCAGUGUCAAACAAAACCGUCCUCGAGGUCAAGACUCUCAUUGUGUCCCCUAACACCUGGGACAGCUUACAGAAGGAAAGGACACUGAAGACACCAGAGCCCUAUAUCAUUCAGGAGCUUCGGAAACGGGGAGAGAACCUCUAUGUUGUAACAGAAGCUGUAAAGACCCAGAAAGAGGCUAUUCUGAAGAGAUCCAGAAAUAGGAAAGGCUUUGGGAAGAUCAUCAUUCCUGGAGCCUCAUGUGUCCAGGGUGAGGGUCAGGGGAGCUUGAACACAGUGAAGACAGUGACUGUCCCUGAGGGCAGUAUACUUGCUUUUCAGGUCGCCAAGUUGAUCAUCCAGGACCACUGGAAAGUUCUUCCCUUUCCCGACAAGGACCAGAAAACCUUCUCACCUAAAAAAAUAGUAUCUGGAAUGUACCAGUCAGAUUCCUGUGGAAGAACGAUAGUCAGCACAGUCUUGGACUUUAAUCAACUGCAGGCUGAAGUGAAGAAUGAACAAAACCUGCUGACCAUGCUGGACAGGAAGUUACGACAGUUUCUGCUUCAGCCUCUCCUGGGGCUCCUCCAGAGUGAGCAGGAUCUGCUAGACUUAGAAAACAUGCUAGAACAGAGUUUAUACACUGGGGUACCCCCACAGAAGGCAAAGGGCAUGACAGGUGAUAUCCUGAGUAACCUGCAAGACCAGAAUGGACAACUUGUGGAGGAACUAGCAGGGGCAUUCCUCUAUCUCCUUGGAGCUCUGAAUGCCCUGAGUGACAUCCAACAUCAGCUCCUGAUCCAGUUGCUACAGAAAAAGGAACCGAUCCUGUCCCAGGAGGCAGAACUGGUGAAGGCAAUUCUGAAGGAGAACUUCAAUCAAACCAAGAAGAGGCCUUUCUCCCUUCCUUCAGAGCUGCUGUCCUUUGUCCGGGGCCAGGACGAGGACUCAAUCCUGACAUGUGGCCUGUUGGAAGAGUGUGGGCUGUGGCUCUCAGGAGAUGAACCCCAAUUUACCUGGCACCCCAGUGCUGUGCACUCACUUUGUGCACUGUAUGGGAGUCUGGUGAUGCUGCAGGCUCUCACUGAGGCCUGAUGACCUAGCACCCACUCUCCCCACCCAUUUGAUACCUCCUCCCCCUAUGUCAGUCCCAGGCGCAGUGGAUUAGGGGACAGCCCUAUUUCACAUCACAGGAUCAGGACAUUUGUGCGUUGGGCCUUGCCCUGCUGCUGCACUAAAAAGAAAUCUCCACUGUGAUGUACUAGACCAGUGGUCAUUCAGCCUCUGCUUGAAGACCCCAUUGCAGGGAAACACACUGCCUCUCUUUUUCUUUUCAGGCAAUUGGG